Messenger RNA from Prorocentrum cordatum, 741 nucleotides. The record is from the annotation of a GenBank genome assembly. Lineage: Eukaryota; Dinophyceae; Prorocentrales; Prorocentraceae.
GGCAGUGCCCUGCGGAAGAACAACCGCACGUGGGAGAUCACCACCAUCCUCGAAAGACGCGAGCAACGUGCACCAAAACCAGUACUUCGCAGAAGCAUCUUGCCAGAGUGGGUCUUGGCGGCCGCCGACAUCGACCAGGCCAUCCGCAUAGUGAACAGCACGCGUUUCGGCAACCCCGACCGCUUCAAGGACCGAGUGACCGUGGAAAUCCUCGGGGCCGCGCGGCGUGUCAGAGACCCCAGGGCGCAGGCUACCGUGCGCAUCGGUGUCCCGUACCGGCAGAGCCCGCGGGGCCUCGCAGCACACCUCGGGACCAUCAAUUUGAUUGCCGUCGGGGGUGCUUUGUCCCACACAAAGCAAGGUUUCCGGACCUACCGCCAGACGGGUCUCUCCGACAAGAAGUUGGCCAUCGGCUUGUCGGCCGCCUCUGCUGCGAGCGCCGCCCCCCGCCCCUUCCCCGACUGGGCGACGUUGGAGAACGAGAUAGCGACGCAGAUACAGAAGUACUGCUGGGGCCGCAGUGUCAGGGUGGGCGAUUGGCCGCGGGCCCGGCUCCAGGCCAGCCACUUCCGCGCCGGGCCCGGAGCCCAGGCUGGCCAUUAUUUGGCCGCGGCCGCCGACGGCAAGAAAACGAAACACAUCCCACGCUUCACGAACUACAAGGAGCAGACGGAGAAGUGCGAAAACAGCAAGCUCGUUUGCCGGAUGACCUUCCCCGCGGCCUCGGCCGCCGCGAGCGAG